UUCACCAACAACUCCCUUAUGAGUAUGCUCUAUUGAGAACGUAUUCCAGGCAGAAACCGAACAACAAGAGGCAUGUAAAAAGUUUGAGGAUAUUAGUGCACUGGCAAAAACUGAACUAAAGGAUCUGAAAAAGCGCCGAGUAUUGGCGUUCAAGAAAAACCUCGCCGACCUUGCGGAUCUGGAGAUCAAGCACGCCAAGACUAUACUCAGCAAUAAAAAUUUAUCUUCUAUUCCAUCGACAGAUCAUCAAAGAGCGUUAUUUGUAUGUAUGUGUGUGUUCUCUCAUUCUAUCACUCGAAAUGAGGCAUGCGAUAUCAAAGCAAACGUGCCGGCUUCUUGUUUAUUCAUACGGUUUUGCAACGGCUAA
This is a messenger RNA of Strongylus vulgaris, 367 nucleotides long. The record is from the annotation of a GenBank genome assembly. NCBI's taxonomy places the organism in Eukaryota, Metazoa, Nematoda, Chromadorea, Rhabditida, Strongylidae.